GCGGUGCCAAACCGGGGCAGGGCUGGGCCUGGGGACCCAGUACACACGGGGCACCCCCUCAACACACGGAGUCACGCCUUACACCCAGCCUUCUUCCACCAAUCACCCCACUCUCACCCACUCCAUGUACUUGGGACCGCAUAGGCCCUCCUGGGAGCCCCCCACAACCUCCCAUACCUGCACACUCAGACACAUAGGGGACAUACACACAAGGGAGCCUGGGGUAAUUUAAUCUCAUGCACCCUAACCCCACAAGCACAGGAGACCCCCAUUGACACAGAAUCCUACAGGUACACAUGCCUCUUCUCAGCGUGACCACCUACCACACCUUGGCUACACAAAUAGAGGACGCCAAAUGUAAACAGGGGACUUCGUGCCCAUUGACCCUGCAUGCAUGAACAUGUACUCUGAAAGCACAUGUUGGGACCCCUCACAUGUUGGGACAUGUAUACCUAGAGUUCCUUUCACACCCAGACCCUGCACGCACCACUCCCCACACAGAGACCUCAUUCACACAUCAACCCCCCCCCACACCACCCCUAGUUUGUAAAUGCAAGCCCUAAUUGCCCCUGGGUGCCCCAGUCUGCCUACGUUCCCCUCAGGCCCCCGCUGGCAACCCCUUCUCAUUAGGCCCUGCUCUGUGUUCAGCCAUCCCAAGUCAGCUCUUGCCCGCCACUCCUACACCAAGUGCUCAGUCCCUGCCACCCUGCCUGAGUCUUUUCUCCCAGCCAGCCUUGGUCACCUCCUGUUCCUUGUCCCUCUCAACCAUUUUUGUCCUAGCGCCAGGGUCACUCCCCAUUUUAUUAAGUUGUUCCCCACUCAGCAACACCGCACAGGUGUGGGAUCAGAGCAGCGCUGGGGCAAUUACAUAGCAUAGGCCUCCUGUGCAGUGGGGGAAGUGGGAAGCUCCGGGAGGACCCUUACUCUCCCUGCAGCAGGAGAAUGAACACUAAGAUGGGCGGAACCAAAGAGGCAUCAGGGAAGUGGCAGACAUCCCUCUCUGGGUCCAAACGAAGAGCUGCUGCUGGGAAGCCCGGUGGGAACCGCCAGCUGCAGAGGAAGACUGGCCAGCAGGCGAGGGGCCCUGCGAACCCUGAGCGCCCAGAAGCUCCUACAGGUCCAAGCGUAGAGGACCAAGCAGCCACUCUCAUCCAGUGUGCCUUCCGGCAGCACCUGGCCAGGAAGGAGCUGGCUCGCCGUCAACUGAAGCGCCAGGAAUAUCUGGAGCAGAUGGAAAAGCUGCAGAGGGAAGCCUACCUGGCCUCAGUGCGCCACGAGCAGGAAGUGGCCCGGCGGCGGCGCGAGAAGGAGGAGGCGGCGCAGCGCGAGCGGCUGGAGGAGCUGCAGCGCCGCCGCCGCCUCCUGGACGCCGCCUUCGACGGGGACUUGGCAGAGAUCCGGGCGGUCCUAAACGAGGUGGAGCAGCUGCUGACCCGCGACGGCGUGGGCCACGACGAAGCGGGCCGGUCGCGGAGGCUGCAGCGGCGCGUGGCCAUGGUGGAGUGCGAAGACAGCCACGGGAACACGCCGCUGUCCGAGGCGGCAGCGGGCGGGCAGCCCCUGGCCAUCCAGCUGCUGGCCGAGCUCGGCGCCAGCCCCAACAGCAAGGGCGCCUUCGGUCGAACGCCGCUGUACCGGGCAGCCUUUGGGGGCCAUCUGGAAGCCGUAGAGGUGCUUCUGAAGCUCGGUGCAGACCCACGCGUGUACGCGGACGAUGGGAACACCCCCGCGCAGAUCCCGUCCCUGAUGGUGGCUUCCCUGAAUGCGGUGGCCAGUGUGCUGCAGUCCUGGGACCUGAGCCUCACUGAGGCCAUGCUGCAGAACAUGGAGGCCGAGUGGCAGCGCCGCGCUCAGGAGGCCCAGCAGCAGCAGGCUGCAGAGGCUAAGCGCUUGGCCCUCAAAGUGCAGCAGCUGGCCCGGGAGCAGCAGCAAUGUCACAAAGUGCUACAGCAGGCCUACUGCGAGCUCCAUCGGAGGAUCUCGGAGCAUGACAGGUGCCAGCAGAAGUGCCCAGACAAGGCUGAGCUCACACUGCAGGCCAUCAAGGAUACAGAGACCCAUGUGGACAAGUUGCGGCAGGAGGCACAGAAGGCUGAGGAGAUGUUGGCCAUGGCCCGGCUGGAGCUGCGGGAGCAGAGCAAGGAGGAGGAAGAGGAGGCUCCAGGGCUGAAGUGCCAGGUCACCGAACUCCAUGACGUGCUGAUGAAGGAUGUGGGCAACCGCAUCAGUGCUGACGGCAGGUGGCCUCUUGUCAUAGACCCUUCAGGCCAGGCAGCCACCUUCCUGCGCUACCAGGACACCAACUACUUAGAUACCAUGAACCCAGAGCACCUGAGGCCUGAGACUAUCCGGCUGGCACUGCUGGGGGCACUCAGGUAUGGGAAGCCGCUGGUGUUCGACUUUCGAGACAUGGACCUGUUUCCCGUGGUGCAGCGGCAGCUGGAUGCUGUGCAGCCGGGACUAGCGCAGGCGCUGCUGAGCCGUGGGCUGUUGGAGCAAGAGCGGUGCAGUGGCCGCCGACCGAGCAGCUGCAAGCGCUGCUCCCUGUGCGAGUGCAGCUGCCCAGCAGAGGUCUCUAGUGCUGCUCCCGAUAAAGCAGCCACUGCGUCCCUGACCGUCCACAGUCCCGACCCUGACUCCUGGACCCUGGCUCACAGGGCCUGGCAGGGAGCCCCGCUGGGCAAAGGCCAAAGAUCGGGAGCCAGCCUGGUGGGACCAGUGCAGGAUGGACAAACGGGAAUAAAACGUAGUCAACUUUAUUCUCCUUAAAC
Molecule: messenger RNA, 2771 nt
Organism: Chinchilla lanigera (long-tailed chinchilla)
Lineage: Eukaryota; Metazoa; Chordata; Mammalia; Rodentia; Chinchillidae
Gene: Iqank1
Product: putative IQ motif and ankyrin repeat domain-containing protein
Exons: 16
Coding region: 943-2769 (608 amino acids)
Biological process (GO): regulation of barbed-end actin filament capping
Cellular component (GO): nucleus; cytoplasm
Molecular function (GO): protein binding
Source: RefSeq, a predicted model, not a curated record